This is a messenger RNA of Phymastichus coffea, 1338 nucleotides long. RefSeq names its product sesquipedalian-1 (gene IPIP). The transcript is spliced from 3 exons. The coding region runs from base 418 to 1062 and encodes 214 amino acids. Gene Ontology annotation, biological process: receptor recycling; endosome organization; retrograde transport, endosome to Golgi. The record is from RefSeq and is a predicted model, not a curated record. Gene Ontology annotation, cellular component: recycling endosome; early endosome; trans-Golgi network. NCBI's taxonomy places the organism in Eukaryota, Metazoa, Arthropoda, Insecta, Hymenoptera, Eulophidae.
GAAUGGAGUAGAACCGAAAUAUGUUGCUCCGAUUUAUUUUCGACAGCUUUUGCUCAUUUUCGUGAGCAGUAAUAUAUAAUAGACCAACAAAAAAAGAUGUAAAUACGUACAGAGCAGUGGUCGUUACUCGUCAUUAGCAAAAACAUAACCUGUGAUAAGUGUCAAUGCAAUAAACCGUUAUUGAACCAGUGAAUCAUUAUCAGUUAACAACAGAUAAGAAUUAACGAUAACGUAAAAUUAUUAAACAAAGAGAUAUUCGUGUGUGCGAUAAGACUGUAAAAGUGAAAAUAGUUUGACGCUGUUGCGUUGUAAUGCUACGCGAGUCUAAUUAUUAAGAUACGUGGGUGACUUACACGCCUUCAGAUAUACGCCCUACGAAUAGACUCAGCGCAGACAAGAUAAAAUAAUAGUGCGAAGAUGAAGUGUAAUGAAAAAAACAUGAUCGCUUUCGCAACUUCGUCAACGCCGAUUGAUCGUGAAGGUUGGUUGAACAAACGGGGCGAAGUCAAUAGAGCGUAUCAGAAACGAUGGUUCGUUUUGAAAGGAAACAUAUUAUUCUAUUUUGAUCGUCGAGGCGAUAAGGAGCCUGUUGGCAUGAUUAUUCUAGAGGGAUGUACUAUAGAAUUAGCUGAAGAGGAUGAACAGUUUGCGUUUAAAAUAGUCUUUCAUGGCGCCGGUAACAGAAGUUAUCAUCUUGCAGCUGAUUCUCAGGAGUCAAUGGAACAAUGGAUGAAAGCUUUAGCAUGCGCAGGUUAUGAUUACAUGAAGUUAAUGGUUGCAGAGCUUCAACGGCAACUAGAUGCAGUUGAAGAAGAAACUGUAACUGUACCCGAGGAACCACCAAAAGCACCGCCACGUCAGAGGCAUAAUCCAUUCAACAGACUAGAAUCUCAUCACAGAUCUCAAAGUGUCAGAUCAGCACCUGGACGAACAGAAAAUAUACCCAGAUCAAAAGUGUCCUUUAGAGAAUUGCACAAUACUUAUGGUAGGAAAAUAUUAGCAGAUUUGAACCAGUGGAGGCAUGCUAAAAGAGCUGCUGAAACUCCAUUAAUACUCCUAUGACCAUGAAAAAAAAGAACUAUGUACAUAUCAGUUGUAAUGACUCACUGAAUCUAUUUAUAUGAUUGUUUCAAAUAAGUGAUACUUAUUUUAGAUCAACAUAUUUAGAAAAAACUUUUAUAAAAUUAUUUAUUUUUCUAUAUAAACAUAAUAAAGGUUUUAAGUAUUGCUAAAGAGUUAUGAUACUGAUAGUUAAGAUCAAUUUUGAUAACUACUUGCUUGCUUAAAGUAUUACUUAUUAUGAUUUACUGUUAAUGAAAAACCAAGAAAUAGUAUUCG